AUGACUGCUCCCGACUUCUUCCCCCACCCUGAGCCCACUCAGUCGUACUGGUUGACGCACGAGGAUGAUCUUGCAAACCACCGAACGACCGAAGAGCUUCCCCAGGAGGCAGACUAUGUCGUGAUCGGGUCUGGCUAUGCUGGAACCACGUCGGCGUAUUAUCUCCUCAAGGACGAGAAGUUCCGUCCCUCGACGGUGAUUCUCGAGGCCCGCAGUGCUUGCUCUGGUGCAACCGCCCGAAAUGGCGGCCAUUUGAAGCCAGACUGCUAUCUCUCAUUCUGGACGUAUGCGAAAAUGUUUGGGCCGCGGACCGCAGCGCAAUUAAUCAACCAUGAGAUUAAGCACCUAAAGGAAAUCAAGAAAUUGGUCGAGGAGGAGAACAUUGACUGCGACUUCCAUCUCACGCGAGCCAUUGAUGUGUUUCUGGACGAGCGGGUCUCGGUGCCCACCAUUCAGGCGUACAGGGAAAUGGUCAAGGCCGGCUAUCUCGAUACGUCGGACAUUGAAUUUUGGGCCAAUCCCAAGGAAGCCGAGCAGGUCUCGGGCAUGAAAGACGCGCUGUGCGCGUUCUCGUUCACUGCAGGCCACAUCUGGCCGUACAAGUUCAUCAUGCAUCUCCUCCGACGGGCCGUCGAAUGGGGCGCGAACCUGCAGACCAACACGCCGGUGACGACUCUGUCCGAGAAGCCCGACGCCGAGGGGCGGUGGACGGUGACCACACCGCGGGGCACGAUCCGCGCAAAGAACGUGGUGAUUGCAACCAACGCCUACACGGCGGGCAUCAUGCCCGAGUUCAAGGACAAGAUUGUGCCUGUUCGGGGAAUCGCCGCGCACAUUGCGGUGCCCGAGGGCCAGCGGCCGCCGCACCUGAACAACUCGUACGCCGUGCGGUUCGGGCCGAAGCAGUACGACUACAUGGUCGUGCGGGCCGACGGCAGCGUGGUGGUCGGGGGCGCCAAGCAGAAAGUCCUGCUGAGCGACAGCAACUGGGAGAACGUGACGGACGACUCGAAGCUGAUUGAGGGCGCGGACGAGUAUUUUGACGGAUACAUGCAGCGCCAUUUCAACGGCUGGGAGGACAGCGGGGCCACCACGACAAAGAUCUGGACAGGCAUCAUGGGCUACUCCAAGGACUUUAUGCCCUUCCUUGGCCGAAUGCCCGGCAAAAGGGGCAUCUGGCUCAACACGGGCUUCACCGGCCACGGCAUGCCCCGCAUUCUCUUGUCCUCGGUGGCGCUCGCGGGUCUCAUGAAGGGCGAGGUCGACGACCUGUCCCACACGGAUAUCCCGUGGCCGUUCUGGGCGACGGAGGAGCGAAUCAGGAGCACGGAGAGUGUGGUCCAGAGCUAUAUGGCUGGCGACAAGCACAAUGGCGAGAAGAAGAAUUAAUCGGUCAUUGGAACUAUGAAAAGAAUUUAUGUGUUGGCAUUGGUUUAUUUAGUUUUUGCAUUUAUUUGGCAUCAUACCAGGGGCGGGUUGUGUUUAUUUUGUUCUGGAUAUAGUUUUACGGUUUGUUCAUUUGUAGAAUGAGAUGUAAGAUAGAUAGAAUAGUACGG
Molecule: messenger RNA, 1556 nt
Organism: Xylona heveae TC161
Lineage: Eukaryota; Fungi; Ascomycota; Xylonomycetes; Xylonales; Xylonaceae
Product: FAD dependent oxidoreductase
Exons: 3
Coding region: 1-1389 (462 amino acids)
Cellular component (GO): cytoplasm
Molecular function (GO): oxidoreductase activity
Source: RefSeq, a predicted model, not a curated record